GCUCACCGGGGCUGCCGCAGCUGGCGGCGCGCGCCGCCGCCAUGGGGGAGCUGCCGCCUUCCUAGCGAGCGGGCUAAAGGUGGAUUUCCUGAAGAUGGCUUUAUAAAGAGCUAUGGAAAAAAAGGAAGUUCUUUUCUGAAUGCAGUACUCUUACAGGCAAAAGGCCAUCUGCUAAUUGAGUGACCUGCCACUUACAUUAAUAGAUUUUCAAAAGAAAAUGAUGGAAGAGUAUUUACCAGAAAUGCAAAGCACCCUGGAGCCAGUCAGUCUGUUGGAUAAUGCCUAUUCCAGCUCCCCAGAUAACAAGAAGCCUGAUAAAACAUCUGAAAUGAAGGACUGCUCAAACAUCUGUUUUGCUGGAGAUGAUGGUAAUACCUUGGAAAGCGAAUCUAAGUUGUUCCCUUUGAACCACGAUUCAACAGCUAUUGACACAAGCAGCGAUGGGACUCUGGCAGAAAUACAGGAGCAGCAGGGUAUGCCUGAUCCCGGGGGAGGUGGAGACUGUGGUGCCAAUACCUGCUUUGAAAGAAAGAAAGAAGGCCCCAUGAAGACAGGGCACUUCUCUAGUGAAGAAUUUGAACGACAAGAUCCAAAAUCUAAUCAGACGGAACAGUCGCUAAUGGAAAUAUUACAGGAGCUAAGGGAGGAGUCUGACUUUGUGAAAAAAUCUAUCAAUAAAAUCUGUUCAGAAAGCCCUUAUGACACAGACUGUACAAAGAAGCUUAUUUCCACAAUACAUCAGACUUCCUCGCAGGAGGAUUUACUAGAAGAAAUAGAAUCUGAACUUUUAUCUACAGACUUUUCAAAAGAACGCAAAUUCCCAAAUGGUGUGAGAAAGGGUGAACAUGCCUUGGCCAUGUUUGAAAAGUGUGUGCAAGAUAAAUACUUGGAGCAGGAGCAAACUAUAAAAAAAUUGAUUAAAGAAAAUAAAAAACAUCAGGAAUUGAUUUUGGAAAUCUGCUCAGAAAAAGACAACUUAAAAGAUGAAUUGAAAAAACGAACAGAAACGGAAAAGCAGCACCUCAACAUUAUUAAACAGCUAGAAGCAAGAAUAGAAGAGCUUAAUAAAGAAGUGAAAACUAGUAAAGACAAACUUUUAACGCAAGAUGCAGCAGCUAAAAAUGCUAUUCAGCAGUUGCAUAAAGAGAUGGCAUUUCGAAUGGACCAGGCAAACAAGAAAUGUGAAGAAGCACGCCAUGAAAAGGAAACAAUGGUGAUGAAAUAUGUCCGAGGGGAGAAGGAAUCACUUGACCUCCGAAAGGAAAAGGAGAUACUUGAGAGAAGGAUGAGAGAUGCAAAUAAAGAGAUUGAAAAGCAUACUAAUAAAAUCAAACAGCUUUCUCAGGAAAAAGGAAGAUUGCACCAGCUUUAUGAAACCAAGGAUGGUGAAGCCAUUCGACUGAACAGAGAAAUAGAAAAACUGAAAGAAGAAAUCAAUUCUCAUGUUAUCAAAGUAAAGUGGGCUCAGAACAAGUUGAAAACAGAAAUUGAUUCACACAAGGAAACCAAGGAUCGCCUCAAAGAUGCAACAACAAAAUUAACUCAAGCAAAAGAAGAAGCAGACCAGAUAAGGAAAAACUGUCAAGAAAUGAUAAAAACCUAUCAAGAGUCGGAAGAAAUCAAAUCAAAUGAAUUGGAUGCAAAGCUGCGAGUAACAAAAGAAGAACUAGAGAAACAGAUGCAGGAGAAGUCUGACCACCUGGAGGUGCAUCAUGCAAAAAUAAAAGAACUGGAAGACCUGAAGAGAACGUUUAAAGAGGGCAUGGAUGAGCUUCGAACACUAAGAACAAAGGUAAAGUGUCUAGAGGAUGAACGUUUGAGAACAGAAGAUGAAUUAUCCAAGUAUAAGGAAAUCAUUAACAGACAGAAAACUGAAAUCCAGAAUUUGCUGGACAGAGUCAAAAUUGUAGAUUGUCUGCAUGAUCAACAUCAGAGAGAUGAACAAGAAAUAAAUGCUUUAAAGGAAGAAGUAGAUGGUCUCAAUUCUCUUAUUGCUGAUCUCCAAAAGGACAUUGAAGGUAGUCGGAAAAGAGAGUCUGAGCUAUUGAUAUUCACUGAAAAAUUAACCAGUAAGAAUGCACAGCUUCAGUCUGAAAACAAUUCCUUACAGAGCCAAUUGGAUAAGUUCUCUUAUAGCGAAAGAGAGCUACAGAAUCAACUGCAACGUAUUCGACAGACUAAAGAUGAUCUGGCCACCAAGUUGCAGAAGGAGGAGGACCUGCGAAAGCUAGAAGUUGAGACACUACAGGCUCAGCUGGCUUCAGAGCAAAAAGAACUAGCAGCAAGGAAGACCCACGUGGAUGAACUGAAAGACGAACUAGCUACCCAGAAGCGCAAACAUGCAGCAAACCUGAAAGAUCUCACCAAACAACUUCAGCUAGCACGGAGGAAAUUGGAUCAGAUGGAAAAUGGUAAUUAUGACAAAGAAGUCAGCAGCAUGGGGAGCCGUUCCAGUUCAUCAGGUUCCCUUAACGCUCGCAGCAGCACUGAGGAUCGGUCGCCUGAGAAUACUGGAUCUUCAGUAGCUGUAGAUAGCUUCCCAGAAGUGGACAAGUCUGUCUUGAUUGAAAGAAUAGUAAGACUACAGAAGGCACAUGCUCGAAAAAAUGAAAAGAUGGAGUUCAUGGAGGAUCACAUUAAACAACUAGUGGAGGAAAUCAGGAAAAAAACUAAAAUUAUUCAGAGUUACAUUUUGCGAGAAGAAGCUGGAACACUUUCCUCAGAAGCUUCUGACUUUAACAAAGUACACUUGAGUAGGCGGGGUGGGAUUAUGGCAUCUCUGUAUACAUCUCAUCCUGCGGAUAGUGGUCUCACAUUGGAGCUCUCCUUGGAGAUAAACAGGAAGCUGCAGGCUGUGUUAGAAGAUACUUUACUGAAGAAUAUUACACUGAAAGAAAACCUUCAGACUCUAGGAACAGAAAUAGAACGUCUUACUAAACACCAGCAUGAACUGGAAAGGAGAACGAGGCCAACGUAACUAGAACUCUUAUGGAAUAACCAACAUAAAGAUGCAGAAGAGGCAGGUGCUACAGACCAUUGCUUUUUUACAGUUUUUCUGAAAUAUGGCUACCUGCCAGCACAAGCAUCCAGUACUUUACGUAUACAACCUUUUAAUUAUACGGGCUGUCCUUCACGUGAGAGAGUCUGCAGGGUUUGGCAUCAGCGUGGUUCUGUCUACUCAAUAGUAGCCUGAGAUGUUGCUGAAUUUUACUACGCACUACAUUGAGAUAAAAAUUUUGUUUGAAAUGACAUACAGACUGUUUGCAGUGCACACCGUUUUGAGUGAGUUGCAAUGAAAUUUUAAUUUGUGCACUGUAUAAUUAAUCACUUUUUUUAAUGAUAGGGGUUGGAAAAAUAAAGCUGAUUAUUUUUUAGUUGUUGAGCAUAUCCAGUGUUACUGAGCUUUAAGGGCUUUCAGACAUUACUUCCUUGCAUAUUAUUUCUGAUAUUUAGGUUGGUUAAGCGUUUUUGACAUGUGCAUGGAAAAAUGCUUCCUCACAAAAUUUGUUUUUUAAGUGAGGACCAUGGUAUUGUGUAUUUUCUGCUGUAGGUUAACAUUCAACUUGGUGUUUCUUUAUUUAAAAGAAGUGAAACAACAUUAAAAAUAAGAUAAGAAACUUGCUGGUUCAGUUGUUAAGUAUGUGUGAUUGAAGCAAUUGUCAACUCAACGAAUAGUAUAAACCCCUGAUCUUUAUGUGUGUGAAUCUAAAGAAUUCUUAUCUCAGGUAGUUCAUUACUGAAGUUCUCUGACUUUCUGCAUUAACUAAUAACAUUUAAAAAGUAGGAGUUUAAAUUGUCCACUGUUACACAUGUACAGGGAGACCUCCUGAUUAAAUCUGUCUUCAAAAUUUAAGCCCACUGAAGUUUCCUCAUUAACUAUGGAUAGAUUAGGCAGUAAAAGUGACAGUGAGAAAUGAGAACUGUAUUUAAGUGGAUUUGCAGUCUAUUAGUUGGACAAUAAAAGUGGCACAGAAAUUUGAGACUCUCUAAUUUUCCUGCUGUGAAGGAGACUGUCCAAAAUGGCCUGAACUUACAUCUGAUACUUAAUCCUUCAGCUACUGAGAGUGUGGUGAAGAAAGAGUAUCAAGAAGACAAGAUUCCAGUUUGUCACAAUAUCAUUUUCACAUUUUAAUUCCAGGUUUAUUUACAGGUCUCUGUUCCAGCAGUAAAUGCAUGUAUUUUAAUACAACAUGUAUUGUGUUUUGACCAAAAUUUAUUGAUCACAACCAGAGUAGGUGACAGCGUAAAUACGUAUUUUGUCUUUUUUGUUAAAUAUUUGCACUUCCUGUUAUCAUGAAAAAAUACUUAGUGUGCACUUAAAGUAGCUGAAGUGUUACUGUUUUAAUUAGAAAGGACACUUGAAGAGAAUUUUCUUUAUCUUAUCCCAGUUGCCAUUUACAUCAGAUGUAAAAGAAGAGGCCUGAAUCCUGUAUCACAAGGGAAAAAAAUUUAUCAAAGUACCUAGACAGCUUAGGUGUGUGUGUCCCAUUUUCAGGUGCCACUGAGUCACUUGAGUAGUUUGGGGGAUUUAUAAUGAGUUGAAUUGAGCAUAAGGGCCUAAUUUGGCUCUUAUGAGUAGUUUGGUGCAAGACAAUGAGACUUUCUUUUUACUUUAAAGAUAGGCAUCUCUGAAGGUGCUUGCAAGGUUAAAGUCUUGUAAGUUUUCCAGGGAGCCUUUGGAGUUUUGAAUAACCAGUCCUUCUAAUGUAAGAGGAUUAAGUCUUUGCAUAAAAAGGGAGGAUAAAAACAAGUGAUUUAAAACUUGAUGAGCACUGUAGGAACUGUGACCUUUUAACCUGGAUGGGAUUUUAUACAUACAUCUUUUUUUCUUUUUUCCUUUAAAAAAAAACAACAAAAAAAAACUCCUGAGAGCAAUGGUUAUGCACAGUGUUAGGGAAUUUUGACUUACCCAGUUAUGAAUUCCUGCUUUACAGUUGUUUAAGUGAUGUGGAGAAGUAAGUUCCAGGUUCUUCUGAAACAGAUUUGUCACAGUCUUCUGGAAAUCUGAGAGCUUACCUUGAGCAAUCAGGCAGUUUUUCCUGACUGAACUAGACUUUCCGUGGAAAGAAAGAAAUUUAGGAAGAACAAGUCACAUUUCAAAACAUAACUUAGCUCUUGUAUGUUUGUUUUCUUGCUUUAAUGUGCCAGCUCUUUGGAUAUUUUUCAGGCAUUCAACUGAAUGACUCCAGUAUUUUAGAUGCCGUGUUAAUAUUGUAACCAUAUAUGUUCUUCAGGUGUACAAUGUGAAUGAAGGAGAGGUGUGGUGCAGAUGGAGUAAGUGCAAUGAUAUUGCGGGAUUUUUUUUACUUUUUUGGCAUGUUCUUUCUCCUUUUAAAUUAUUAGAGAAACCUGGUUGGUUGUCCUCCUACCUGGCUGAAAAUGCUGCUUCCUCUCUGUAACACCAGGUAAAUUUUUGGUUAUGGAGACACACAAAGCAGCCCCAAAAAAUCACUUUGUUUAUUGCAUACUGUAUUUACAUGGACCAAGGUUUUCUUCUAGAUGUUUUAUUUUAAACAUACCUAUUAAAGAUGGAAAUUUCAUUCUAGUUUGCACACUGGCAAAUGACUAGACUAAGCAGAGAAGUUCGAGUAUGUGACAGGGUCAGUUAGCAACUUUGCUUAGUAAUAUUGCUUAUUCCUGAGAAAGAAUGCUGUGUUACCACAUAAAUAUUGCUGUCAAGUCACCUGCCUUUUUUCAUGGGCUAGACUAAGUGUCAGGAAUCUAAUGUUGGUGCAUAUUUUUUUGGUGAAAAACUAUGUAGUGGAGAACAGGCUAGUGGGUUUCUGAGGGAUUCUUUUAUACCGUGCACAUCUGGAGUGGAUGCAAGGCUUGUGCAGUAAUCACAUUUCACUUAUUUUGGAAACUUUUUGUCAUUGUUAUGAAUAUUAGACUGAAAUUUUUCCUCAGAUAAAUUGUUAUUUUGAAGACAGCCUGGAGCAGUUAGUUAGAUAUGUGCCAUUGAAAUUCAGUGUCCAUUACAUACCUAAUUGCUACAGGCUUUUUUUUUUUUUAAUUUUUUUUAAUUUUAUUAUUUUUUUUUAUUAUUUUUUUUGAAAAUGCCAGGCUUGUAGCUAGUUGCAUCCUACAGGCAGAUAUCCUACAUCUGUUUCUUGAAUACUCAGGGUGCUUUUUUAAAUGAAAACAUCCCACAUCCUGAUGUUCUUAGAAGUCCUAUGGAAAAGCUGCCUAUGCUUUUCCACCCUCUGUAAAAUGCAGUACUGAAGUUGGCUUAAGCCAGACCUUCCUAACUGAAGGGUACCACUUCAUGCUAUAAAAAUCACUGAUUUUUUGCUACGUAAACUUGUGCAAUAUUUUUAGUCUCCCAAAACCAGUGAGGAUCAGCUUAUGCUUGUCAGACUUUUAUUCUUCACCUAUUGCUGGCAACAGCUGCAGUAUCUCCAACUAUUAAAACACAGCUUGCUCUUUGUAAAAAUUGCCAUUAAAAUAUUUGGUUCAUAACUAGAAAAAUCAGAUCUCUUGCUUUCACUGAAUCAAGUUUAAAGCUGGUUGCUAGCAUGACACAGAACUGGGAUCAAGUCCCAGUAGUCCAGAGAACAAGGCCUGAUGCAUCCUGUAGGAAUGAGCUCAGGUACUCUUUCAGCUGUUGAUGGAAACAGCUGUGGUGAUAAAUGUUAACAGUAGGUGGCACUAGAAAUCAGAUUUACUAUGCCUCCGAAACAACCUGAAACCUUUCAAAAGGCAUAUUGCUGAGUUACAGAGGGAGGAGGAUAGUAUUUAGAGCUUUUUCAAGGUGGAUAGGGUUUCCUUACUUCCUAUUUUUGUGUUUUGACAGUGAAACUAUACUGACUCUUCCAAUAUGUUGUCUGAAUAUAAACAAAUGUCUAUUGAUUUAAUUAAUUUUGUAGAUACUGUUUCUGUAUAAAGUUUUGGGAAACAUCACUAUACAUUAUGUAUAUAUUGUACUUUUAAAU
Rhea pennata is the source of this 6932-nucleotide messenger RNA. RefSeq names its product coiled-coil domain containing 186 (gene CCDC186). Gene Ontology annotation, cellular component: trans-Golgi network. NCBI's taxonomy places the organism in Eukaryota, Metazoa, Chordata, Aves, Rheiformes, Rheidae. The coding region runs from base 218 to 2977 and encodes 919 amino acids. Gene Ontology annotation, molecular function: small GTPase binding. Gene Ontology annotation, biological process: vesicle cytoskeletal trafficking. The record is from RefSeq and is a predicted model, not a curated record. The transcript has 17 exons.